AUGAAUUUUGAAGAAGCUGAAGAUAUUAAUGGUGUUAGAUUUGCUUGGAAUGCUUUCCCAUCAACUAAAGCAGAAGCAGGUAAAAUUGUCGUUCCAACUGGUGCUUUAUAUACUCCAUUAAAACAAAGAGAAGAUUUACCAAUCGCAGGGUAUGAUCCAAUUUAUUGUACAAAUCAACAAUGUAAAUCAAUUUUAAAUCCUUAUUGUGCAGUUGAUCCAAAUGGUCAUUGGAGAUGUCCAUUAUGUCAACAUAGAAAUCCAUUACCAGCUCAUUAUCAUGGUUUAAGUCCUGAAAAUUUACCAUUGGAAUUACAAAAUCAAAGUUCAACAAUUGAAUAUGUUACAGCAAGACCAGUUCAAAAUCCUCCAAUUUUUACAUUUGUAAUUGAUUUAUGUCAAGAUGAAGAAAAUUUAAAAUCUUUAAUUGAAAAUAUUAUAGUUUCAUUAAAUUAUUUACCACCAAAUGCAUUAAUUGGUUUAAUUACUUAUGGUACAAUGGUUCAAGUUCAUGAUUUAGGUAGUGAAAAAGUUAAUAAAAGUUAUAUUUUUAGAGGUGACAAAGAAUAUAAUGAAAAACAAAUUAGUGACAUGUUAAAUAGACCUUUAAAUAUUCCACAACAACAACAACAACUACAACAACAACAUUUAAACCCACAAUUUGCAAAUAGUUUAACAAGAUUCUUUUUACCGUUGGAAGAUAUUGAAUUCCAAUUAACAUCGAUUUUAGAAAAUUUACAAUUAGAUCCAUGGUCAGUUGCAAAUGGUGCAAGAGCUUUAAGAUCAACUGGGUCUGCUUUAAAUGUCGCUACUAAUUUAUUAGGUUUGACUUAUCCUGGUUUCGGUGCAAGAAUUAUGUUAUUUAGUGCUGGUCCAGGUACUUUAAAUCCAGGUAUGAUUGUUGGAAAUCAGUUAAAAGAACCAAUUAGAUCACAUUCAGAUAUUGAUAAAGAUAAUGCAAAACAUUUUAAAAAAGCUACUAAAUUUUAUGACUCAAUUGCAAAUAAAGCUGUUAAAAAUAGUCAUACUAUUGAUAUUUUUGCAGGUUGUUAUGAUCAAAUUGGUAUGUUGGAAAUGAAAAAUUUAUGUAAUUUAACUGGUGGUACAUUAUUAUUAUCAGAUGCAUUUACAACAUCAAUUUUCAAAAGAUCAUUCUUAAGAUUAUUUAAUAAAGAUGAUGAAGGAUAUUUAUUAAUGGGUUUUAAUGGAUCAUUAGAAAUUAGAACAAGUAGAGAAAUAAAAGUUUCAGGAUUAAUUGGUCAUGCAUCAUCAUUAAAUGUUAAAACUUCAAAUGUAUCUGAAAAUGAAUUGGGUAUUGGUGGAUCUUCACAUUAUAGAUUAUGUUCAACAAGUCCAAGACAUACAUAUGCAAUUUUCUUUGAUGUUGCAAAUACAAUUCAAUUACCACCAAAUGCUCAAAGUUAUAUUCAAUUUAUAACUCAUUAUCAACAUUCAUCGGGAACUUAUAGAGUUAGAGUAACAACAGUUUCAAACUUUUUAACUUCAGAUGAACAAUCAUUAACUAAUUCAUUUGAUCAAGAAGCAGCCGCUGUUUUAAUGGCUAGAGUUACAUUAUUUAAGUCUGAACAAGAUGAUGGAGCAGAUGUAUUAAGAUGGAUUGAUAGAAUGUUAAUUCGUUUAUGUCAAAAAUUUGCUGAUUAUAGAAAAGAUCAAGAAGAAAGUUUUAGAUUAGGUCCGCAAUUUUCAUUAUAUCCACAAUUUAUUUAUUAUUUAAGAAGAUCACAAUUUUUACAAGUUUUUAAUAAUUCACCAGAUGAAACUGCAUUUUAUCGUCAUGUUUUAUUAACUGAAGAUACAACAAAUUCAUUAAUUAUGAUUCAACCAACCUUGACAAGUUUUUCAUUAGAUGGAGAACCAGAACCAGUAUUAUUAGAUUCAGUUUCAAUAAAAGAAGAUAGAGUUUUAUUAUUAGAUACUUAUUUUCAUAUUUUAAUUUUUAGAGGUAAAUUAAUUGAAUCUUGGAUUAAAGCAGGAUAUGAUCAAUUAGAUGAAUAUGAAAAUUUAAGAGAAUUAUUAGAAGCUCCAAAAGAAGAAGCUGCUGAAUUAUUAGGUGAUAGAUAUCCAUUACCAAGAUUUAUAUCAACAGCAGAUGGUGGUUCACAAGCUAGAUUUUUAUACAGUAAAUUAAAUCCAUCAACAACUUAUAGUUCAAGUGAUAUUGGAUUAAGUGGACCUGGCGGUGCCAUUGUAUUAACUGAUGAUGUCUCAUUACAAGUAUUUAUGGGUCAUUUACAAAAAUUAGUAACAAGUGGAAGUUCGUAG
Insectozyma verbasci is the source of this 2280-nucleotide messenger RNA. NCBI's taxonomy places the organism in Eukaryota, Fungi, Ascomycota, Pichiomycetes, Serinales, Debaryomycetaceae. The record is from the annotation of a GenBank genome assembly.